Molecule: messenger RNA, 2178 nt
Organism: Musa acuminata subsp. malaccensis (wild Malaysian banana)
Lineage: Eukaryota; Viridiplantae; Streptophyta; Magnoliopsida; Zingiberales; Musaceae
Product: probable protein S-acyltransferase 7
Biological process (GO): protein targeting to membrane; peptidyl-L-cysteine S-palmitoylation
Cellular component (GO): endoplasmic reticulum; Golgi apparatus
Molecular function (GO): protein-cysteine S-palmitoyltransferase activity
Source: RefSeq, a predicted model, not a curated record
UUGUCGGGGGUGUAAAAGCGGACCGAAGGUUUGAGUGCGCCGACGGUGGCGGCGGCGAGAUCUAACGAUUGGGCGGCGGCGUCUGCGGCGGGCGGCGAUGGCGGGGAGGAAGCCCGAGGCCUAGGAAGGAUCCCUCGUCUGCCUUCUUUUCGUUCUGUUCUUUCCGCGGCUGUUCUCAGCAGAUCUGGCUUGUUCCGCAGAAAGGUGAAGGGGCCGGCGAAAGAUGAUGCAUAUUGCCCCGCCUUCUCGGGGCUCCGGUACGAUCACCUCCGGAGUGUUGGAUGAUGCGGAGGCACCGAGGGUUUACCAGGCUUGGAAGGGCAGCAACAUAUUUUUUCUUCAAGGGAGGUUUAUAUUUGGACCUGAUGCAUCAUCCUUGUUUCUCACCAUUUUUCUCAUUGUGGCACCGGUCUCCAUCUUUUGUGUAUUUGUUGCUAGAAAACUAAUGGAUGACUUUUCUCAUAAUUUGGGAAUAUCAAUAAUGAUAGUAGCUGUUGUUUUCACAUUAUAUGAUUUGUCUCUUCUACUAGUUACCUCUGGUAGAGAUCCGGGUAUCAUUCCCCGAAAUACACAUCCACCAGAACCUGAAACUAAUGGUGGAGACAGUGAAGUUGGAGGUGUCCAAACUCCACAAUUGCGGUUACCCCGAACCAAGGAUGUCAUUGUGAAUGGGAUCACUGUGAAGAUCAAAUACUGUGACACCUGCAUGCUUUAUCGACCUCCUCGCUGCUCUCAUUGCUCAAUCUGCAAUAAUUGUGUGGAACGGUUUGACCAUCACUGCCCAUGGGUGGGGCAAUGCAUAGGGAUUCGGAAUUAUCGAUUCUUCUAUAUGUUUGUCUUCUCGACAACCUUACUCUGCCUCUACGUCUUUGGGUUUUGCUGGGUGUAUAUAAUAAGUAUCAGAGAUGCUGAACAAACAUCCAUUUGGAGAGCAAUGGUCAAGACUCCAGCUUCCAUAGUUUUAAUAAUUUAUACUUUCCUAUCAGUAUGGUUUGUUGGUGGCUUGUCCGUCUUCCAUUUAUAUCUCAUGAGCACCAACCAGACAACAUACGAGAACUUCAGGUACCGUUAUGAUCGGCGAGCUAACCCAUACAACAAAGGAGUGGUGGAGAAUUUCAAAGAGAUUUUUUUCACAAGCAUCCCUCCUUCAAAGAACAACUUUAGGGGAAGGGUGCCGCAAGAACAAGGCUUACAGCCACAGCCAGCAGGACAAGGUUUUCUGAGCCCAAACAUGGGCAAAGCUUUGGGUGACAUCGAAAUGGGUAGGAAGCCCAUAUCAUGGGAUGAAGCUAGGGCACUAGCACAUGUAGGCGACUUGGAAGAAGGUAUAAAUGAUACCAAGAUGUUGGAUGCCAUGAAUGGUGGACUCGGUGUUCUGUCCCCAGAUUUAAGCAAGGAGGCUUUGCCUCCAGAGGCUGUCGUCGGGAGAACUCCAUUGCACACAAUGCAUUCGAGUUAUACCGGGAUGUUAGAUGACAUGAAUGACAGACUGCACGUUGUAUCCUCAGAUUUAAGGAAGGAGGCUUUGUCUCCAGAGGCUGUGGUCGGGAGAACUCCAUUGCACCCAAUGCAUUCGAGUUAUACCAAGACGCUAGAUGACAUGAAUGACGGACUGGAUGUUGUAUCCCCAGAGUUAAGGAAGGAGGCUGUGGUCAGGAGAACUCCAUUUCACCCAUCGUAUUCGGGUUAUACCAAGAUGUUAGAUGACAUGCAUGGUGUGCUUCAUGAUAUGUCCCCAGAUUUAAGCAAGGAAGCUUUGCCUCCAGAGGCUGUUUUAGAGAGAACUGCAUUGCACCCAAGACAUUUGAGUUGGGUGCGCAGAAGCGGAAGCUGGGAGAUGACACCUGAGGUUCUGGCUUUGGCUGCUGGAUUGGGGGAGUCGAAAAGGAAGGAAAAUGGCAGUGGCACUUCUGCUGGAAAUAAAUAGACUCCAAUGGUUGAAGCAAGGGAUAUUAUGCAUGUGGAGCACAUUACAAUGCUUCUCGUGGUGUUCAUGUUUCAAGGAGGGAAUGAAUCAUUGUAUCUCUAGAAGAUUGCAAUUAACUGAUAUGGUUCUGUGAUUUUCUUUGCUCUUUACCCCGGUUGGUUGUCGCAGUUGUGCUCUAUAUUGUCUUGUGAUUUGAUGUUGGGAGGACUUGACUUUAGUAUCAUUAGUGUAUGUAACUAUUUCUUUUCCAA